CAGAAAUGUUGCGGAAUUUUUGAUCUCCUCGUUAUAUUAAGGUCAACCAUCAACGUAUAGACAGAAGUGGAUCACUUCCACUUCGUUUAAUUCAUACGAAGUUAAAAUUUACGGCCGUUUAGAAAACAGUGUAGUAUCUCCUUUAAAUACUUUUGAAUUGGCUAGACAGUGGGAUUAUUGUCUUUUCCCCUUUUAAUUGGAUUCCAACUGGUCUAUGGGUCAAAAGCAACCAAAAUUAAAACAAGAUGCUGUUGAAGAACUACUAAACCAAACAUCUUUUACGGAAACUGAAAUUCAAGACUGGUAUAAAGGAUUUUUGAAGGAAUGUCCAACUGGUUAUUUAUCUAUUGAUGAUUUUAAACGUGUUUAUACAAAGUUUUUCCCAUAUGGUGAAUCUAGUCGGUUCGCAGAGUAUGUAUUUCGUACAUUUGAUCAAAAUCAUGAUGGUUUGAUUGACUUUCGAGAUUUUCUAUCCUCAUUAAAUAUAACUAAUCGUGGUGAUUUAUCACAGAAAUUACGUUGGGCAUUCACGAUGUAUGAUUUAGACAAUGAUGGUUAUAUAUCAAAACAAGAUUUAAUUGAGGUUCUUACUGCUAUUUACGCAAUGGUUGGCUCUGCUGUUGAGUUCAAUGUUACAGAUUCUACACCGGAAAAACGAGCAGAGAAAAUAUUUCAGUUGAUGGACUUAGAUAGAGAUAAUCGUUUGUCAUUAGAUGAAUUUAUAAAUGGUGUAAAAUGUGACAAAUUAUUAAUGCGUUUGUUGACUUUCAAUACUCAUUCGUUGCAUCAUCAACAUUCAGAUUAUCUAAUGAAUGGAUCAAAUGAUAACAAAGGAUGGUCAUGUACAGAUACCCAUUAUAAUCAUCAAUCUAAUGAUUAUGAUAAUACAGUCAAACCAAUUGUAAAUCAUUCAUUUUCCAAACAGAAUGUUAUUCCUGAUACCUCAGAGUCUUAA
This is a messenger RNA of Schistosoma mattheei, 955 nucleotides long. The record is from the annotation of a GenBank genome assembly. Lineage: Eukaryota; Metazoa; Platyhelminthes; Trematoda; Strigeidida; Schistosomatidae.